UGUACCAGGAAGAGCUGGACAAUACUCUGAACAAUGAGGGAUCUUCCCGUCCUGUGGCUUUCCCUGUAAAACAUAACUGAUAGCUGUGUUGAAGAGUAAAUUAACCCUCAGUCAUGUCUCUUAUAUAUUCUGAAAGCAGCUAUCUUAAUCAAAACCAGAUAUAAGAUUUUACUAUUGUGGCCCCGAAAUGGCCAAUUUCAUUGUCGUGUUUCUCGUGUGAUGAGUUUUGAUUGACUGGGGUGGUGGCACAGCUAACCUUACAACUGGACAGCUAUCAUACUUGAGGGUCUGAAGUGUGUUUUUCAACAGAAUGCCAUGGGAAACUGCUGGACUCAGUGCUAUGGGUUAUUUAGGAGAGAAGCUAACAGGAUCCAGCGUGGAGGGGGGUCCAAGUACUUCAGGAGCAGCACCACAGGAGAACAUUACACUAUAGAGUUUGAGAACUUGGUGGAGAGCGAUGAGGGGGAGACGCCCAAGAGUAGCCCGAGGCCUGUCAGUGAGGAGGAGAUUGUCCACCUGCGGGAGCAGCGCUACGCUGCCAUCAGUGACAAACAGGAGCUCCUCGACCAGACACUGCAAGCGCAGCUGGAGGCGCGGGAGGAGGCGCUGCGGCUGGAGGAGGAGGCUGAGCACGCCGCCCAGAGGGAGGCGGCUAGGGCUGCGCGGGAGCGAAUGAAAGCAGAGAAGCAGGCAGCGGAGGCCAAGGCAGAAGAUGGAACUGGACACCAGAAGAUCUCGGCCGUGGGAGAUGAAUUUGUGAAGACCCAGAUGGGGGGGCCGUCCCGGAGCAGCCCAGGGGGCAGUAUAACUCCCCUGCUGCCUGAAACUCCACAAAAACCGGGAGGCAGAUGUCAUUGGCUGCUCUCUCUUGUAAUAGGCGUUUCCUCGGAAACCAAUGUGGCCACGCCCAAUACUGAGAGCAGCUAUGAUGUCACCAGCAAGACUCGCUCGACCAAUGAGGAUGGGACCUCGCUCGACCUGGAGUGGGAGGAUGAGGAGGGAAUGUCGGCGGCAAACCUGGUUCCGGAGCGUUCCCGGACAGAGGAGGACAUCCUGAAGGCGGCGGCGGGAAGGCGGGGCCAGCGGGGGAGCUAUCCCCCCUCGGCCUCAGAGGAUUCCAACGCUCUGGAGUGGGAGAACGACUUUGUGAGCGCCCAUGCCGAUGACGACUCCGACUGCGACGGAUUCGUCAACCCCCUGCUGGACACGCCCUCCGAGGUCACCGCGGAAACCUCCGUCUCUGACCAGCAGGACAGAUAGUGGAGGGGGGGAGGGGGGGUAAUCCAAAAUAUAGGCCCACCGAAUGUUUAUCUUGCAUUACGAAACCAAACUUUCACUGACCUGCUAAUCGGAAGCUAAAGAUUAGGGAUAAUUUUUAUGAUCUGAGGGCCAUUUUGAUUGAGUCACUGCCCUCUCUGUGCUGGAUUUGGUACUCGUUUGUUGGUGGGUGGAUUGUAGAUCUAAUUUAAUCCACGCUAAUAACAUUAACAGCUCUGUUCGAAUGUAAUGGCUAACAAUGCCGCCCACAGAAAAAUCUGAUGUGUGUUUUGAUUGGCUGGUAUGUCAGAGUUUCUGCUGUGAAAAGUAGACUCCGAUGGACACACUUCAUCGUUUUACAACCUUCCUGGAUUUGGCCUUAGUUUGGGUGAGUGUCUUUAGUCUGCCUUUGCUGUCUUCAAAUGGGACAUACUUUUCUGUAUUGUUUAUCUAUACUGAAGCAAGUGCAAUUUACAAAGUGCUCUGAUCAGCUUUGUGUGUGUGUGUGCGGGCAGGAAUGUAAGCCUUCCAGGACAGACAAACACACAGUGUAAAAAAAAUCACACCAGAAGCCUUGUCUUCUGUCUUGUAGAUUAGAUUUUUUUCAUGGGGUGACAUUGGCUCAGGAGGCAAGGGCAGUGGUCUGGCAGUCGCAAGGUUGCCGGUUUGAUCCCGCCCUGAGUGUGUCGAAGUGUCCCUGAACAAGACACCUAGCCCCCAAUUGCUCCUGACGAGUUUGAUGCCUUAGAUGGCAGCCAAUCACCGUUGGUUUGUGUGUGAAUGGGUGAAUGUACCGCGCUUUGGAGAAAGGUGCUAUAUAAAUGCAGACAUUUACCAUUCAUACUUUAGUUAAUUCAGGGAAGCUGAAUGACUGACUGAUAGUUUCACAUUGUUGUCGUGGUUCACUUUCACUUUAUCAUGGAUUACGGUCACUGUAAAUAUGUGCACGGUGUUAAAGUAGGAGUUAGACUGAGUGGCAGCAUUUUACAUUUUUAAAUCAACAUUCCAGAGAUUUAAUAUAUUAAUCAAGGAGUCCCCAACCCUGGUUCUGGAGAGCCACAGGAUCAGUUUUUUUAUAGUUACUCAGUACUUAAUUGGUUAAAGCAAUUACAUCAGAGCAGUUUACAAAUUUAUCUGAGCUCAUCUGGUUUCUUUGGGUAUAAAUUGAUUGCUUAUCUUACAGUGAAAAAAGCCUUGUGGCUCUCCAAGACCAGGGUUGGGGACCCCAGCAGACCCUGUGGAUCUCCAGCAACAAUAAGAUCAGUGCAGCCCUUGAGCAAGGCCCUUAACCCCACAUUGAUUUGGAUAAAAGCGUGAGGUAAAUAACUAAUGCCCAGUGUGGGGGCUCCUGUCCAGGGGAGAGUGGUGGACUGCCCCCAUCCCCUACGGGCCGGGCCUGUCUCUCACCAUUACGGACCGCUGGAUGGCUUUUAGAGCGGUGGUGUGAAACGCGUGAGUGCUUGUGAAUGUUGCCAGGUGUGUGUGAGCGAGCGUGUGUCAUGUUGAAUAACUCGCCCUUCUCUCGUCUUUUCCAUACUGUGUGUGUGUGUGUAUUUUUCUACCUUGCCUGUUUUAGAUGCUUACUCGGAUGUUUAAUGUUGGAUACUGCACUUUUUCUGCUGUUUAUCAUCACUUCCCUCUCUCCCCAUCUCUCUUCCUCGUUCUCACAAAAGUUGCAAAAGCACAUCGAGUUUUAGCAUUGCGAGAUGCAUUUCACAUACCACCCAUACUGCAUACUGGAUUUGCUGCUGUUCCAUCUCAUUUGACGCAUUCCUGAUUGUAACCUGUUGUAUGCACCACGCCAUAAAGCGACGCGAAGCAUGCACAACCUCACAUGCAUUUGCAGAGCGUGCAUGUUUGCAGUGUGUGCACGUAGGAGCAAAUGCCUGCAGACGCUGCGGCCCGCAGGACAUGGAGUUGAGUAGCACUGCUCUAGAGCAGGGAUACUGAAAUCUGGCCCUGGAGGCCAGGAGAGCUGGUUUUCAUUCUUCCCUUCUACUCAGGUCUGAGUUAUACCUGGGAAUGUGAUCUCUGGCCAGUCUGGGGCAUUAAUCCAUCAUGUAGAAAGGAAAAGCAGCAUUACUACUGGCCUGGAGGACCAAAUUUCAGUAUACGCACUUUAGUGUGUUGGGCCUCAUACACACUAGCACCAAAAACCCGUUUCAAAACCGCAACGCAUUCUAGUGAUGUGUACCGACAGUUCAAGAUAGCGAAAACCUCUCGACUAACACUUUUCCCAAACAUUUUGAAACUAAAACCGCCAGUGUGUAUGUAGCCCUUGGCUGUAAAAGCUACAACAGGAGGAAGCUUAGUCAGUGUGAGUGAAUUAGUCACUGAGUGAGAGUGUGAGCGAGAGGAAUCUGCUGAUUUUCAGGCUGCUAUUAAAACUAAUUUCCCCUGGGACACAACCUAUGCAUCCACACUGCACCAGUUGACCAAAGAAAAGCUGGGAGUGAUGCGUGUAGUUCUGUAGUGUGUGAACCCUAUGCCCCUAUUCUUCAUAUCUGUGAGAUUUUAUGCAAGACCUUUUUUGAACUUUUUAUUUGAAUAGUAUAUUGAAAUGCUGGGCCUGUGUGGUUAGCAGCGGUGAUGGCCAUUUGCAUGGGGAGAGGUGGAGCAGGACGACAGACACAGGUGUGUGUUUGUGAGAGAAGCACGUUCCCACCAGGAAAGAAGACGUGUAACAAUCUGAACGUUCCUUUCGAAACCCGUUUCUAAACACCUGACAAGACAAGAUACACGUACUGUACCUGGAGGUGUUCUUCAGGAAAACUUUGCUUUGUCUCAUCUUCAAAAUAAUAAUUUAACAUUGUUUUGCUUAGUUGAGCAUUCUGUAAGGUGUUGAAGUCUGCCACAAAUAAAAGUGAAUGAGGAGGAAGAAA
Molecule: messenger RNA, 4139 nt
Organism: Conger conger (European conger)
Lineage: Eukaryota; Metazoa; Chordata; Actinopteri; Anguilliformes; Congridae
Gene: ap1ar
Product: adaptor related protein complex 1 associated regulatory protein
Exons: 10
Coding region: 316-1260 (314 amino acids)
Biological process (GO): negative regulation of substrate adhesion-dependent cell spreading; regulation of Arp2/3 complex-mediated actin nucleation; negative regulation of cell motility
Molecular function (GO): AP-1 adaptor complex binding
Source: RefSeq, a predicted model, not a curated record